Molecule: messenger RNA, 865 nt
Organism: Antrostomus carolinensis (chuck-will's-widow)
Lineage: Eukaryota; Metazoa; Chordata; Aves; Caprimulgiformes; Caprimulgidae
Product: DNA mismatch repair protein Msh2-like
Exons: 5
Biological process (GO): somatic recombination of immunoglobulin genes involved in immune response; mismatch repair; mitotic recombination
Cellular component (GO): nucleus; MutSalpha complex
Molecular function (GO): mismatched DNA binding; ATP binding; ATP-dependent DNA damage sensor activity
Source: RefSeq, a predicted model, not a curated record
GAACUCAGAAGCUUGAGAGUGUUGUGCUUAGUAAAAUGAACUUCGAAUCUUUUGUGCGAGAUCUGCUUCUGGUUCGUCAUUACAGAGUUGAAGUUUACAAGAACAAAGCAGGGAGUAAAUCUGUCAAAGAAAAUGACUGGUAUUUAGCAUACAAGGGUUCUCCAGGAAAUCUCACCCAGUUUGAGGAAGUUCUCUUUGCCAACAAUGAUAUGUCAACGGCCAUUGGGGUUGUGGGGGUUAAGCUGUCUACUGCUGAUGGACAAAGAGUAGUAGGAGUGGGGUAUGUCGACACUACGCUGAGAAAAUUGAGUGUCUGUGAGUUUCCAGAUAAUGAUCAGUUCUCAAACCUUGAAGCUCUACUGGUUCAACUAGGACCGAAGGAGUGUGUGCUGCCAGGAGGGGAGACUGCAGGAGAGAUGGGAAAACUACGACAAGUCAUUCAGAGAGGAGGAAUCCUGAUUACAGACAGGAAGAAGGCAGAUUUCACAACAAAAGAUAUUGUUCAGGAUCUCAAUCGCUUGUUAAAAGGCAAAAAAGAAGAACAAAUGAAUAGUGCAGCGUUGCCAGAGAUGGAAAAGCAGGUUGCUAUUUCAUCUUUGUCAGCCAUUAUCAAGUUUUUGGAGUUACUGUCAGAUGAGUCUAAUUUUGGACAAUUUGAACUGACUACUUUUGAUCUUAGUCAAUAUAUGGUUCUAGAUAAUGCAGCUGUUCAAGCCCUCAAUCUUUUUCAGAGUUCUGUGGAAAAUGCUAAUACUGCACAGUCUCUAGCUGGUUUACUAAAUAAAUGCAGAACCCCUCAAGGACAAAGACUAGUUAAUCAGUGGAUCAAACAACCACUUAUGGACAAGAAUAGAAUCGAAGAAAG